AUGUAUUACGAUGAAUGGUUGAGACUUGGCGAGAGACUUGGAUUGUCCGGUGGAGACUUGAUCCUUUUCAUCAAAGAUAAGGAAGAGGAAUGUAUAGCAAGGGAAGAGAGAGCUCAACGACGUGAUGAAGAAAGGAGACAGAUGCAGAUGAACUUUGAACUGCAAAUGAAGGAGAGAGACUUAGAGAUUGAGCGUUUGAGGGUCAACAGAGUAAACAGUACUGAUACUUGUAAGGCGUACAGACCUAAGAUUCCAAAGUUUGAUGAAGAGCACGAUAACAUUGACGCAUAUCUGGAAAGGUUUGAGAGAUAUGCUCAAAGUCAAAAGUGGGAAGAGGAGAGCUGGGCCAUAAGUCUUAGCUCGCUUUUAACAGGAAUGGGACUGGAGGUGUACACAAGCAUGCCACAAGAAGAGGCCUGUAAUUACGAUUCUCUCAAGAAAGCGAUCCUAAGGAGGUAUCAGUUGACUGAAGAUGGAUUCAGAUCUAAAUUUCGACAAAGUAAACCAGACCAAGGAGAGUCGGUCUUCCAAUUUGUGUCAAGAAUAAAGAGAUACUUCAGUCGUUGGACUGAACUGGCUGGAAUAGAAAAGACGUAUGAAUCCUUAUGUGAUUUAAUGAUAAGAGAGCAGUUUAUUGAAGGUUGUUCGGCCGAAUUAGCGGUGUUUCUAAAAGAGAGAACACCAAAGUCGAUGGACGAGAUAACACGUCUUGCAGAGCAGUACAUCGAAGCACAUAAGGGGACACCUUCAAUAUUGUCGAAGAGUGUUGCGCCACAAAGGAAGCACAACUCCACCAGUCAUGAGCAGUCCAGUCGAAAGACAGAAGAGAAGAAUGGGUUGCGGAAAACCUGCUUUAUAUGUAAUAAAGCAGGUCAUUUAGCGCGUGACUGUAGACAAAACAGCAGGAGUAACACUCCAAAGAGUUGCUUUAUCUGUAAUAAAGCAGGACACUUAGCCAGAGAUUGUAAGCAGAUGAGAUCAGCUCCAGCAAAGAAUGACCAGAAGUUAGCAGCAGUGUGUGUUCAAACGGAAGUAAAAAACAGUCCAUUGAAAAACAAUACUGAAGACGGAAAAUUGAAGUUGGCAAGUGGGGAGUCAGUCCCAAUACUUGCAGGAGUUUGUACCAUUGACAGCUUAAAAGGGGAGAGGAACUUGGAGGUACAGAGAGGAUUCGUAGGAACAGAAGAAGUGAAAGUGUUAAGGGACACUGGAUGCGAAUCCGCUGCUGUAAGAAGAGACUUAGUCAAAGAAGAGCAAUUUCUAGGUAAAGAAAUAGUGAUGAUCACAAUAGAUGGGGACGCCAAAGUUGUACCUAUGGCGAAGAUAUGGGUUGAUACUCCGUAUUACAUUGGAGAAAUUGAGGCAAUGGUACCAAAGUCGUUGAUUUGUGACUUAGUCAUUGGGAAUGUUCCUGGUGUACUUGAUAGACCUGAUCCUGAAUGGAAAAAGAAGAUUGCUGAUACAUCAGUAGCUGCGGUUAUGACAAGAUCACAGAGUAGAAAAGCAGAGCUACCAACGAAAGCACUGAAUGUGCCGAAACCCUCCUGUGAAACAGAAGUUAAUGUGGAGACAUUAAAGGCAUCACAGAAGGAAGAUAAAGCAUUGCAAAAGCUGUGGGAUUUAGCAAAGACAGAAGACAUGCUCGAAACAAAGGGUGGUGCAAAAUACAAAUUUGCAAUAAGAAAUGGAGUGCUGUAUAGAGUUUAUCUUCAGACGAAAGGGGCAUAUGACUACGAGACAAAACAGAUUGUCGUACCAGCGAGCAAACGCAAAAGAGUGAUGGAACUUGCUCACGAAUCGAUCGUUGGAGGACAUCUUUCAGCAAAGAAAACUGAGGACAGGAUCACGUCAAGUUUUUAUUGGCCUGGGAUUUCAAGUGAAGUUGGACGAUUUUGCCGAUCUUGUGACAAAUGCCAAAAGACCAUUCCGAAAGGCCGAGUUAAGAAGGUUCCUUUAGGAGACAUGCCAGUGAUUAAAGAACCAUUCCACAGAAUAGCCAUAAAUUUAAUAGGACCUAUUGCACCAGUGUCAGACAGUGGAAACAGAUAUAUAUUAACAGUGGUUGAUUAUGCCACGCGAUACCCAGAAGCGGUAGCAUUACCACGAAUUGACACAGAAAGAGUAGCAGAAGCACUUCUUUACAUCUUUUCGAGAGUAGGUCUUCCAGGUGAAGUUUUAAGUGACAGAGGCAGCCAAUUUACAUCUGACCUGAUGAAAGAAUGCAAUGGAUUUUGUGAGCGUAUGAAUGGAGUCCUGAAGAGCAUGUUAAAGAAGAUGUGCCAAGAAAGACCCAAAGAUUGGGAUAGAUACCUUUCGGCAGUAUUAUUUGCCUAUAGAGAAGUACCACAAUCAAGUACAGGAUUCUCACCCUUUGAACUUUUAUAUGGAAGAACAGUGCGGGGACCAAUGCAAGUGUUGAAAGAAAUAUGGACAGCGAAAGAAAAUCCUGAGACACAGAACACAUAUCAAUAUGUAUUUGAUUUAAAGCAGCGGUUGGAAGAAACGUGCAAGAUAGCAAGAGAAAGUCUAAAUAGAGCUCAGAGGACAUACAAACAUCAUUACGAUAAGAAAGCUCGCAAACGAGUAUUAAAACUUGGCGACAAGGUACUACUCCUGCUUCCGACAGAUAAGAAUAAGAUGAUGCUACAAUGGAAAGGACCCUAUGAAGUUGUUGAGGCUAUCAACGGAGUUGACUAUAGAAUAAAUGUUGGUGGAGCGGUAGAUGAUGAAAGUCUUCUAGAGUUUCCAGGAUACACAAGUGGUGAAACAUUUUGUGAUGUCAAGAUCUGUGAAAGACUUACUCAGGAACAGAGAAAGCAAGUCUUAGAUCUUCUUCAAGAAUUUAGUGAGGUGUUCUCCGAACAACCAGGAACAACUCCUCUCAUACAGCACCACGUCGAACUGAUUGACCAGAAACCUAUCCGAGUGAAGCAGUACCCAAUACCAUACGCUAAGCGUCAAGAUGUGGAAGAUGCAAUUAAGAAGAUGCUAGAAGCUGAUGUUAUAGAACAAUCUGUAUCCGAGUACAAUGCACCUAUCGUAAUUGUAAAGAAGAAAGACGGAAGCAAUAGAUUCUGCAAUGACUUUCGACGCCUUAAUUCUGUGACCAAGUUUGAUACCGAACCUAUGGCUAGUGUGGAUGAUAUUCUGGCAAGACUGAAAGAUGAUAAGUUUCUUACAAAGAUCGACUUAUGUAAAGGUUACUGGCAGAUUCCAGUUGCUGAAAGUUGCUGA
Mercenaria mercenaria is the source of this 3234-nucleotide messenger RNA. RefSeq lists its product as uncharacterized. Gene Ontology annotation, biological process: DNA integration. The record is from RefSeq and is a predicted model, not a curated record. Bases 1 to 3234 code for a protein of 1077 amino acids. Lineage: Eukaryota; Metazoa; Mollusca; Bivalvia; Venerida; Veneridae. The transcript has 3 exons. Gene Ontology annotation, molecular function: zinc ion binding; nucleic acid binding.